This is a messenger RNA of Didymella exigua CBS 183.55, 711 nucleotides long. Its product is annotated as Cwf15/Cwc15 cell cycle control protein. Gene Ontology annotation, molecular function: RNA binding. Gene Ontology annotation, biological process: mRNA cis splicing, via spliceosome. NCBI's taxonomy places the organism in Eukaryota, Fungi, Ascomycota, Dothideomycetes, Pleosporales, Didymellaceae. The record is from RefSeq and is a predicted model, not a curated record. The transcript has 3 exons. Bases 1 to 711 code for a protein of 236 amino acids. Gene Ontology annotation, cellular component: catalytic step 2 spliceosome.
AUGACGACCGCUCACAGACCGACGUUCGAUCCCGCACGCGGCAAAGAAGCCCAGCGCGGUCCUGCGUACCACCAGCGUCUUCUUCCGGCACACACAACACUCAAGCACAGACAAGCCGGUCAGGGCGGAGAUGCAGACGGGUACCAGCGCGACUUGCGCGCCGAGCUCCUGGAAGCCGAGGCGCGCCACUACGCGAAGAAGAACGGCACCUACGUCGAGCCGGAGGCUGCCGCAGACUCCAGCAGCGCCCCGAAGCGCCAGAUCGAAGAUGUAGCAGGCGUAGAAGGCUUUGAAGAUGAGGAGGCUGCGAAGCGGCGACGGAUAGAAGUGCUUGAGAAAUACAGGGACGAGGACGCGGACGAUAGCAGCGAGGAAAGCGACAGCAGCGAUGAAGAUGACGAUGAUGAAGAAGAUGAAACCGCCGCACUGAUGCGCGAACUCGAGAAGAUCAAGAAGGAGCGCGCCGAGGCCAAAGCCAAGGAAGAGCGGGAACGUGCAGCAGAAGAGGAAGAGCAGCGUGAGAUUGAUGUAGCGCGCGGCAAUCCCCUGCUGAACAAGAACGACUUCGCAAUGAAGCGUCGAUGGGACGACGAUGUUGUCUUCAAGAACCAAGCUCGUGGGACCGAAGACAGGAACAAGAAGAAGGAGUUCAUCAACGACAUGCUGCGGUCCGACUUCCAUAAGAAGUUCAUGUCCAAGUAUGUGCGGUGA